Messenger RNA from Macrosteles quadrilineatus (aster leafhopper), 630 nucleotides. RefSeq lists its product as uncharacterized. The coding region runs from base 145 to 537 and encodes 130 amino acids. The transcript has 4 exons. Lineage: Eukaryota; Metazoa; Arthropoda; Insecta; Hemiptera; Cicadellidae. The record is from RefSeq and is a predicted model, not a curated record.
CGGCGCUGAUAACGCGACUUAAAUUACCUACUAUCGGAAUAACCUAGCAUUAUCAGCUUCAGCUGGUCGUCGUCUCGCCGUGUAAAACCGUCUUACACUACUAAGCGCACACGUUGGGGAAAGUGGAUUUUGCCUGCUGAUAGAAUGACGGACUUCUUGAGGUCACCGGUUUUCCAGUUAAAAGCAAUAGAGCUGUUGCUGGGGCUAGUAGGGAUCGCAUUCAUUUUUACAGCUGCUCUUCCCUCCACACAAUCGGUUUUCCUAACCGAGAUCGUCCACUUCACCCUCUUCAGUUACUUGAUGCUAGAUCUUCUAGUAAUCGGGGGGUACUUCCUCAGAGAGCCCGUCUCCAAAUUCUUGGUCAUGUUGAUCAACCUGAGCGGUGCACUCUUCAGCCUAGUCUCCGGCAUUGUCCUGAUCGUGGGAUGGUCUCAACAAGACUUGACACGACUACUGUUCUCAGGAAUCGUAACCAUCAUCAACGCAUUGGCCUACGCCGCCGAUUCCUACUACAUCAUCAGGUUCAACACUGACUGAUAUUCCACCUGUGUCCUUUGUGUACAUACUCGUAUUAAUGUGUUCCCUAAGUAAUUUGUAAAUAGAAUCAAUAAAUGUAUGUUUCUCCCACUA